CAUUCACUCACCAGCCGGGUGGGUACAUAUUCAUCAACAGGCAGCCCUAUCACCAUACCCAGCCAUGCCCUUCUCCUCACUGCCGAACGAGCUAGUUUUGGAAACCGCGAAGUACCUCGAUACCAAGUCGCUGAGCAGACUCUCUAGUGCAAGCUCGCGGUACCGAAGCCUACUGGAAGACGACCUGCUGAAGCGCGCGAGCCCGAAGGACUUGAAGACAGCUAUCUCUCAAUCUAAUAUGGAACUCGUCCGAUACUUCCUAGACCAAAACAUCACGGGAAUCGAUCCAUCGACUGGCACCUAGGACAUCUUCCGAGCUUUCAUUAAAAAUUAG
Messenger RNA from Mytilinidion resinicola, 334 nucleotides. RefSeq lists its product as uncharacterized. NCBI's taxonomy places the organism in Eukaryota, Fungi, Ascomycota, Dothideomycetes, Mytilinidiales, Mytilinidiaceae. The record is from RefSeq and is a predicted model, not a curated record. Bases 65 to 304 code for a protein of 79 amino acids. The transcript has a single exon. Gene Ontology annotation, molecular function: protein binding.